Molecule: messenger RNA, 2597 nt
Organism: Folsomia candida
Lineage: Eukaryota; Metazoa; Arthropoda; Collembola; Entomobryomorpha; Isotomidae
Exons: 7
Coding region: 790-2172 (460 amino acids)
Source: RefSeq, a predicted model, not a curated record
AGUUUCUCUCCGUCUCUAUUCUUUCAUUCUCUGAAUGUCUUUGUUCUUCCAACAAGUCAAUUAUUUUUUUGCGUUCGCUAAAGUACUUAAAGAGUUCAACUGGGUAAAGCGAAAGGGGUGCAAAGCAACUGAAGCAGUGUCUGAGACACGGUUGACGGUUGCAUUUAUGAUUUUGUUUGCUCAUUUAAUCAGUAAUAAGGCUCCCUUUACUUAAUAAGUAAAGUCCUUGCCAGUUAGUCUACGUCAAGAAGAACCAAAUUAAGAUCUCAGGAAAGAAGAACGCUUAAGCACGUUAAGCAAACCCCAUUUACAUAAAAAACGCCACGAGCCGUCUCGUCAUCUUGUUCCAUUGUCCGUUGAUCCAGAAUCAUCACAUCACCGUCAUAAGGAAUUCGCUCAAUGUGAGAAUACGUAACCACCGUCGACCUUGUCUGAUCGCUGAUUCUUUUUGUCGAGGAGCUAACUGCAUGCACCGAUCGACGACUCCCACCAGUACUGUCAUUUCUGGAUAGAUUAGAUGCACAUCAGCUCAGAUGUCAACAUUCAAUUAGUCCCAAUCAGCAUAAAUCAUCCGUCACGUAAUUGAGAAUCCGCCGUGGAUGCUUCAUUUCUAUGUAAAUGCAGCAACUAUAAUACUUUGGAUGCAUGCAAAUUGUCUAGCACGACUGGAUCAAGAACAAUAAUAAUAAGAAUCAAGUUGGUCACUGGUUUAAACGAGAAACUAAGAAGGACUUAUCACCUUAGACUUAUUACUGUAGCAAUCUCAAACCAAGAAAUAAAUAAAUCAUAAUGGAAAAAGCAACGGUUGGAAUGACAGUUCGCAGAAGCGGUGCUCGGUUGCGAUCUAUGGCAAAGGCACACGGACCACUUCACGUCCUCCUCUGGCAAGCUAGAGAAGCCCAGUCAGCCCUCAUGGCAGCCGCAUUCACUCAGAAAACUUUAUUCAACGACAUUGCCGCCUGGGCGUCCACGGAGAAUAGAGCACUAAGCGACGUUUGUUCUAAUAUUGCGGAAUUGAGCAGUCUUUACACGUCAGCCCUUGCACAUCUAGCUCUGGCUUAUAAAUCCUUUCGGAAGGAGAUGGGUCUAGUCUUGGAGGGAGAGAGAAGAUGUGACUUGAUCCAAAGGAAGUUGCAUGAAGCGGAGGAAAAGAGGAUCAAAUUGAGGCGACAGGUCUUGCGUGCCCAAAAUCGGAUUCAAACAAACGGAAAUGGUAGUGAUACGAGACGGUCUGGAGAUUUUAGUGCUUUGCAAACUCAACUCGCAGAAGCUGAAAGGGGAGCUGAACGGGCGCAUAUGGAAGCAUGCGCCACAUCCAGAGAGCAAGAAGCCGUCAAACUGGUCGUCGUAAAGUCUGCCCUUGCAAAACUAUCAGAGACUCAUCUUAAACUUGUUUCUUCAACUGCAACCAUUUUCGAAGGGAGUCGGGAACUUGCCGGCGAAGUUCCGGAACCACCCCCGCCUGGUGAUCCCAUAAGUUGUGUUAGAUAUUCUGGUUAUGAGAAUACGAAAGCUGUCGUGGAACGAGUCAAGAGUCAGGUGAACGUGAAUAAUAGCUUUUCAUCGUCUUCUGCAACACCCUGGUCAAGCCGGACCAGAUUGUCAACAAGUCGCCCUGUAUCGUCAGCUACUCCUUUAACGUCGCCAAACAGCUCGGCCAUAUGGAGUCCAGAACCUAGCGCACCGGGACGGCAUGAACCACCUCCGCCGUAUAAUAUGUCAUAUCUCAGCAAUGUAAGCUCUGUUAACACCAGUCAACGAUCCCUCUCUCACUGUCUUGAAAUUCAAUCCUCCGGAAUUCUGGAACAUGCCGAAGAUUCUCUCCCCCCAAACCAUGACACCAGCUCUCUCUACCCGAACAUUGAAAUCGAAAACAAUACUACUGAUCAUGCAUCUCUCUCUUCUUCAAUCUCUUCAAGCUAUCAUCACGUCAGUCAACGGUUCAUGACCAGCGCUGCUGGUGGUGAUAAUGAAGAUAGUGUUAGGUACUCGAAUAUGAUUAUGACUAGAUCUGAAAACUCGGUGAUCCCUUCCGCAGAAGACGAAAAUAAUCCGCGUUACGCCAAUUGUGCCGGUAGUAGUAAAAAUAACGAUGAUCGCAAUCUCGAUAAUAUUUCUGCUAGUCCUGUGAGAAGCAAUAUUUUCUAUGAGGAAGCAAUGGCCCGUGUGUAAAACUCAUGUUUAUACUUUAUUGGACGAUGACUUAUUCUUAUCAUGUUGUUUCUUGACUAUUAUUAUUGUUAAAGAUUUAACGUUACCCACGCAGUGUUUAGUCGAUGUUAGCAACCUCAUUUUCUCAUGUAACUAAUUAUUACGAAGUAUUUUACUGUUUAACUUGAUAAAAUCGCUAAGAAAUAUAUAUUAUCCGUUGUCACCCUGAGUAUUAAUUUACUCUUUAAAAUCAAAAACGAAUCUCUUAACCCUUGAAACCUAAAUUGCUUCACAUUUUAGUUAUAAAAAUAGAUUUGACGUGUUACCUUUCCAUUAACCACAACGUAUUAGCGGUAUUUAACCCAUAUUUUAGCCGAUAGUAUAAGUGGAUCAUAAUUCCUAUGUACCUAGUUUAUCCUUAAUAAAUUAAAUUUACAUUGAUCAAA